Phaedon cochleariae (mustard beetle) is the source of this 528-nucleotide messenger RNA. The record is from the annotation of a GenBank genome assembly. NCBI's taxonomy places the organism in Eukaryota, Metazoa, Arthropoda, Insecta, Coleoptera, Chrysomelidae.
AUGUACUCGCAUACUUUUGGUAUCAAUGAAUGGAUGAUGAAACACUGGGUGAAUAGUGGAGUGAAUAACGAUCUCAAAGAUUCUAGAGAUCUGAAUGUUCCUACAAGGCAACGUCUCAGUAAUGAGAUGAAACAGAAGAUGGAACUUAUGAAGGAGUUUUCGAAAGAUUUGCCAAAACUAGAAUCACAUUAUUGUAGGGCUUCCACAUCAAAAUUGUAUUUGGAGCCACUUUUUCAAACUAAAAUGGACGUUUACAGACUUCACAAGGAACACUGUAUACAAAAUAAUAUGACAGCUCUAUGCGCUAUAUCUUUCAAACAGGAGAUGAAGAAGCUCAACAUUGGUAUCCACCGACCAAAAAAGGAUCAAUGCGAUCUAUGCAUUGGUCAUAAAACUAGAAAUAUUUCAAACGAGAUUUACGACAAUCACAUCAGAAGGAAGGAUCAAGCAAGGCGUCAGAAUCAAGAAGAUAAAGACCUUGCAUGCACUAGAAAAGAUGACGAUGGACUAUGGAUGUUCAGGCGGUGA